Molecule: messenger RNA, 1542 nt
Organism: Fusarium keratoplasticum
Lineage: Eukaryota; Fungi; Ascomycota; Sordariomycetes; Hypocreales; Nectriaceae
Exons: 4
Coding region: 1-1542 (513 amino acids)
Molecular function (GO): oxidoreductase activity
Source: RefSeq, a predicted model, not a curated record
AUGACCAGCGAUAAAAAGCAUAUCGUGGUUGUCGGUGCGGGGGCAGCCGGCAUGUCAUGUGCGGCUACUCUCAUGAACCACCCCAACAAAUUCAAGGUCACUGUGCUUGAGGCCUGCGAUGUCGUGGGUGGCCAGGCAACCUCAAUCCCUCUCGACGAGGAACGAUACGGUGCUGCCUGGAUGAACAAUGGGGUGCAGGGCGGUUCUCCGAUCUUCAAGCACACAUUCAACUUCUUCGAACAGCAUGGCCACCCACCAGAGGAGGUCGAGCUGCAGGUCUCGUUCGGCAAGGGGGAAGAUCGCUUCUGGACCAACUGCUUCCCUAGCAAGCUCAUCUCCCAGUUCUCGUCCGACAUUAAGCGGUUCGGCUUCUUCCUCAAGUUCAUCAAGUGGACAAUGCCGGUGUUCGGCCUUAUCCCGAUUAGAGUCAUGAUGCGUCUCUUCUUCUUCAGCAAAGAGUUUGGUGACAAGAUGGUGUACCCCCUCAUUGCCCUCUUCCUCGGCACCGGGAACCAGACUGCCAAUGUCCCUUCGGCCAUUGUAGAGCGGUUGUUUGAUGACCCCAACAUGAAGCUGUGGGACUACGAUUCGGAGACAUUGCUGCCUAAUUUGCCAAAGAUGGUCACUUUUGAUAACCUCCACGAGUUUUACAAGAAAUGGAAGGAUGAUCUGUUGAGCAAGGGCGCCGAUGUCAGGACCAACACUGAGGUCGAGGCAGUCCUGCAGAGAUCCAAGAAUAGUGUCAAGCUCCGAAUCAAGAACAACAAGACCGAGGAGGUCACCGAGGAGUCAUUCGAUGGCAUGGUCCUCUGCGUUCUGGCAGACACUGCCCUCAACCUCCUGGGCAAGACGGCCACCAUGCGUGAGAAGUUCGUCCUCGGGGGCGCAGCUUUCUACGACGAUAUUACCAUUACUCACUCUGAUUCUAAGUACUUCGAGGAGCAUUACGAAACCCACUUCAAACCUAAUCUCUGCGCCGAGCCCAAGUCGGAUGACCAGAAGAAACAGGUGUCCUUCUCCAAGGGCGAGGGCGACUCCCCAGGCUUUCGGCCCAUGUACUACACGUACACGUACCCCCAGGAUCCCAAGAAAAUUGAGAUGUCGUUCAACUGUAGUAACUACCAGCACCAGCUCAAAAAGGCAAACCUCGAGUCUGGGGAUGCGUACGAGCCAGUGUACCAGACCAUCUUUCUAAACAGUCAGGAGCGUGACAAGUGGACGAUUGACAAGAUUGACGAGUCCAAGAUCAUCAAGAAGAACUGGUGGCAUCAACUAGGACAUAGGUGGCAGCAUUACCUGCGUGUCGUCCCGGGUAUGAUGUUUCUGCACGGCAAGCAGAGCACCUUCUUUGCUGGCUCCUGGACAUUGGUUAACAUGCACGAACUUGCCUGUGUUAGUGGCAUUGCAGCAGCCUACCAUCUCGGUGCUGACUAUGUCAAGUUUGACGACUUUGCUGAGGACUUCUUUUCCAAGUAUCUGCUUCUUUCUCAUGGGAUGAUGUAUUCGCGAGAGGAAAAGAGGAGGCAGAAGUCCAAGAAGUGA